UAGUAUUCGGUAUACAGUUUAGCGAGAGUAUGUUCCCGACUCUGAACGACACCGUUCCACCCAGCUUUAUUGUCCGCAUCAGCCAUCAAGUAUAAUUGUCUGGGUGAAGGCACAGUUCCCUUCUGAACUCUCGUCUCCCCAAUCACUCGCUCUGCGUUAGUAUCAAGCGAAGGAAACCCAAAAUAAGAGUUGUCUUCUCUUACGAACAGCAAUGGCGGAGCCAAAAAUCAAAUACGAUCGUCAGCUCAGGAUCUGGGGUGACCAAGGACAGGCAGCCCUUGAGAAAGCUAGCAUAUGCUUACUUAAUUGUGGGCCUACUGGCUCCGAGACAUUAAAGAAUCUUGUUCUUGGUGGGGUUGGGAGCAUCACAGUGGUUGAUGGAUCCAAAGUUGAAGUGGGUGAUCUUGGAAAUAACUUCAUGGUGGAUGAAUCUAGUGUUGGACAAUCGAAGGCAGAAUAUGUAUGUUCAUUCCUCCAAGAGCUAAAUGACGCUGUUAAAGCCAAGUUCAUUGAGGAGUAUCCGCAGGCAUUAAUUGAGACUAAUCCUGCAUUCUUUUCUCAGUUUACGUUGGUAGUAGCCACCCAGCUUGUGGAAGACUCGAUGGUGAAACUUGAUAAAAUUUGUCGAGAGGCAAAUGUGAUGUUGAUUUUUGCUCGCUCCUAUGGUCUUACUGGGCUUGUUCGAAUCAGUUUGAAGGAACAUACUGUGAUUGAGUCAAAGCCUGAUCACUUCCUGGAUGACCUUCGGCUAAACAAUCCUUGGCCUGAGCUCCGGAGGUUUGCAGAAACCAUUGACUUAAAUGUAUCAGAUCCUGUAGCUCACAAGCACACACCAUAUGUUGUAAUCCUUGUAAAGAUGGCUGACGAAUGGGCCAAAUCACAUGGUGGUAAUCAUCCAUCAACCAGGGAAGAGAAGAAAGAGUUCAAGGAGCUUCUGAAAUCCAGGAUGAUUGCAAUGGAUGAGGACAACUAUAAAGAAGCUAUUGAUGCCUCCUUCAAAGUCUUCGCUCCUCGUGGAGUUAAUCAAGAUCUGCAACAGAUAAUUAAUGAUAACAGCGGUGAGGUUAAUGCUAGUUCAUCUGAUUUUUGGGUCAUGGUGGCUGCUUUGAAGGAGUUCAUCACAAAUGAAGGUGGUGGGGAGCCACCUCUUGAAGGGUCUAUACCAGACAUGACAUCUUCUACUGAGCUUUAUGUAAAUUUGCAAAAGAUAUAUCAGGCUAAGGCUGAGGCUGACUUUCGAGCUAUGGAGCAACGAGUUAAGACUAUAAUGAAGAAAAUUGGUAGAGAUCCAGAUAGCAUCUCCAAGGCCACAAUCAAAAGUUUCUGCAAAAAUGCAAGAAAACUCAAAGUUUGUAGGUAUCGCCCCCUUGAGGAAGAGUUCAAUAAUCCUUCGCUGCCAGAGUUGCAGAAGUAUUUAACAGAUGAGGAUUUCAGUGUUGCUGUGGGAUUCUAUAUAUUGCUUCGAGCGGUUGACAGGUUUGCUGCAAAUUGCAACAGUUUUCCUGGGCAAUUUGAAGGCACACUGGAUGAGGAUAUAUCUCGGUUGAAGACUACUGCUAUUGGUCUACUUAGCGACUUGGGUUGCAAUGGCUCGACAUUGACUGAGGAUCUUAUCAAUGAGAUGUGCAGAUUUGGAGCUUCGGAGCUUCAUGCAGUUGCUGCUUUCAUUGGAGGAAUUGCAUCACAAGAAGUGAUCAAGCUCAUAACCAAGCAAUUUGUCUCCAUGUCUGGGACUUUCAUCUUCAAUGGCAUUGAUCACAAGUCUCAGCUGUUGAUGUUGUAGAAUGUUUUGAAGGAACUGGUAGAUUCUGCUUUUCUGUUGGAUUUAAGUACUUUGCAUUUUGCGAUGGAUGUACGCUAUUUAUGAUUCCUAAGAUUCCCAUUCUUUAUGAGCUGGAUGGGUCGUGCACGCGGGAACAGGGCAUCCUAUGCGGUUCGUCAGGCACUAGGAGGCAAUGUUGAUAUGUAAGGUUAUGAGCGUUUAUUAUCUCUCACUAUGGCUGCCAUUACCCAUGUCA
Tripterygium wilfordii is the source of this 2018-nucleotide messenger RNA. RefSeq names its product NEDD8-activating enzyme E1 regulatory subunit AXR1-like. The transcript has 14 exons. Gene Ontology annotation, cellular component: cytoplasm. Gene Ontology annotation, biological process: protein neddylation. Gene Ontology annotation, molecular function: NEDD8 activating enzyme activity. The coding region runs from base 212 to 1783 and encodes 523 amino acids. The record is from RefSeq and is a predicted model, not a curated record. Lineage: Eukaryota; Viridiplantae; Streptophyta; Magnoliopsida; Celastrales; Celastraceae.